AGAGCACGUGCCCGUCAUUAUGCCUCUGCUCACCAAAGGAUUACUGGGUCCAUUAUUGCGGCAAAUUAGAGUCUUGCAGAUCUCCAUUUUCGUUGAAAACUAAACAAAAGUACUGCUCCUCAGUUGAACAUCAAACCACCCGCCAUUGACAAUCCAGAGAGAGAGAAUUUAACAGCAAAGACCAGAAGAAAAGCCUUAAGAGAGAGAGAAGAGAGAGAGAGAGAGAGAGAGGUAGCCAUGAAGUCAGUGAUAAUCUACAUAUCCGUUGCUCUCUUCCUCCUCUUCUUGAUCCAUUACGGCCCCAACAAGUCCCAGACCUCGCGAAGCCUCCAUCGUCGUGUGGGCCCGGCCCGCCUCAAGCUUCGCUCCAAAUUCUCCUUCUCUUCCAGAGAUAGGAAGCAUGAUCCGGUGGCAUUCGACCCCUUCGUUGCAGAGAUCGAGAGGCAUCGGGAAGACAGGGAGUGGGAAAAGAAACUCAUUGAGCAAAAUUACCAUGAAUUGAAUCAUUCGAGUGCCCCGGGCGAAGAAUCACAACCGGAGUGGGAGGAUUUCAUGAAUGCAGAGGACUAUUUGAACGAUGAGGAGAGGUUCAAUGUGACGAGUCGAUUGGUCCUUUUGUUUCCAAGGAUUGAUAUAGCACCAGCUGAUGGGUUUUUGAGCACAGAGGAGUUGACGCAGUGGAAUUUACAACAGUCUUUCAGGGAGGUGAUGCAUAGAACAGAGAGGGAUAUGGAGCUCCAUGACAAGAACAGAGAUGGAUUUGUUUCGUUCGCUGAGUAUGACCCACCCAGUUGGGCUCGUCACGCCGAUAAUAAUUCUUAUGGUUAUGAAAUUGGAUGGUGGAAGGAAGAUCAUUUUAACUCUUCUGAUGAGGAUGGAGAUGGCCUUCUGAAUCGAACAGAAUUCAACAACUUUCUGCACCCAGCUGAUAGCAACAAUCCGAAGCUGCUGAGGUGGUUGUGCAAAGAGGAAGUAAGGGAACGAGAUAUUGACAAAGAUGGGAAGCUUAACUUUCAAGAAUUUUUUCAUGGGCUAUUUGAUUUGAUAAGGAGUUAUGAUGAAAUUGAUUCCAAUUACACACAUGAGUCUGACCCUUUAAAAGAGACACCUGCAAAGAAGUUAUUUGAUGAACUUGACAAAGAUAAGGAUGGGUUUUUGUCCUAUGAGGAAUUGCUUCCUGUAAUAGCUAAACUCCAUCCUGGCGAGCAAUACUAUGCAAAACAGCAGGCAGACUACAUCAAGAUGCAGGCGGAUUCAAAUAAAGAUGGACGAUUAAGCUUGCAAGAGAUGAUAGAAAACCCAUAUGUAUUUUAUAGUGCUAUUUUCAGUGAUGAAGAUGAUUAUGAGUAUCAUGAUGAGUUCCGCUAAAUUGUUCAAGGUCUUAGUUUGUCUCCAAUUGGUCUUGUAAAAAAAAGAGAGCAGUCACGUUCGUCCUUUUCCCUACAAUUUCUUUUUAACCAUGUUGAGCUUUGUGUUAUCUGAUCACCUUCAAGUGUAAGUUUACACAGAUCUUUGAUCUCAGCUUUUACGACAUAGAGAAAACAUGAAAAAUCUCUUCCCCUGCGACUCUCUGCCAUUUUCUCCAUGCUGAGCUAGAUUAUAUGUUACAAUUUUGUGGACAGGUCUCAAUACUAAUUUCUUCACGGCCAUCAUAACUGCUUCUGUAUUUGAAUUUCAACGUCCAGGCUUAUCUGGCUGGUUAAGUUCUUUGAUUUAUGAUGUUGCAGCAGGAGGGAUAGUAUACUUUCAUUCCAUACAUUUGUACUAUAUUAGAGCAUCAGGAGUUCUAUAAUUAUAAAAUUUUUGUUCAAUUUGUUGCUCGGUUUUUCAGUGGAGUUGGUUGAUGGCGAUGUUAUCUACCAUGCUACUGUAUAUCUAGGCCAUUUAUAUGAUUGGUCUUUUUGGAU
Amborella trichopoda is the source of this 1907-nucleotide messenger RNA. RefSeq names its product Calcium-binding EF hand family protein. The record is from RefSeq and is a predicted model, not a curated record. Gene Ontology annotation, molecular function: calcium ion binding. Lineage: Eukaryota; Viridiplantae; Streptophyta; Magnoliopsida; Amborellales; Amborellaceae. Gene Ontology annotation, cellular component: endoplasmic reticulum.